ACGGGACUACCGACGAUGUCGUUUCUGGUAGAUUUGGCGGAAGAUGGUGGAUGUGGUGGAUGUGGGAUUGAUCCAAGACGGUUAUCGAAUCUACCGAAUCUGCAUGGAAGGAAUUUCGUCGCUGCUUGGGUUCACAUACGAGAGUUGAUGCUUGAUUACAAGAUGGAGUCUCGCGUCGCCGUGGACAUGGGGAUUGCGUUUAUCCAGCAUGCGCCGAAUCUCCAGAAGUUGUCCAUGUCGUUCGAUAUCGGGGGAGACGCUGCAUUGUUUCUGAGGCGGCUCAUGCAUAUGGAUAUUCUUCAACCACCAACACAAUUUGUCGCGUUGGCCAUUCUCUCCGUGUUGUUUCGUUUCGAUGGGUCCGUCUUACCUCUGAAUCUCGCGAUCGAUGGCAGGAGAUACUCGAGACACUACGAGAUUGAUGCCCGUAUUUGGAUACUGUUGAUUUGUCUUGGAGUCGGAUUACAUCGCGCGCACUCGCUAACUUCCCUUUGAUUGCUGAGAAUCCGGUUGUUGGUGUUGGGCUUGAGGCGAGGGAGUUCGAGUUCUGUGGACCGAGGGGGAUUGGGGCGGUGAAAUAUUCAGGGCCCAGGAUGGAUGUGGCUUUGCAGAGAUUGGUAGACUCAACGCAAUGUCCACCGGGAUCACUCCCGGGAUCAUUGCAUACAUGCUAUUUCCAACACACUGACCGUGUAUCCGUACCCGCCGGGGAUUCGGGAUACGAGCAUUGCAUCAUUGGCAACCCGACUGAGUCAGGGUCACUUGUCCUGCACAGUCCAGCCUCUGUACGACAGACAACUACAGAGUACUAUGCAGCCAGCAUCCACAGCCAAGCUUCUAUCUAUUGAAAAGCAAUCGGAGGAAUAAGGAACUGACAGUUUUCUGGAAGA
This is a messenger RNA of Aspergillus glaucus CBS 516.65, 890 nucleotides long. RefSeq lists its product as uncharacterized. The coding region runs from base 16 to 495 and encodes 159 amino acids. The record is from RefSeq and is a predicted model, not a curated record. Lineage: Eukaryota; Fungi; Ascomycota; Eurotiomycetes; Eurotiales; Aspergillaceae. The transcript is spliced from 2 exons.